AAUCCGGGGUUCCCAGAGAAGGGAUGUGACGUCAUCCACGCCAGUAGAUGAAAUGCUUAUUGUCACAUUCCAUCCAUCCAUCCAUUUAGUACCGCUUAUUCCCUUAGGGGUCGCGGGGGGCGCUGGAGCCUAUCUCAGCUACAAUCGGGCGGAAGGCGGGGUACACCCCGGACAAGUCGCCAUCUCAUCGCAGGGCCAACACAGAUAGACAGACAACAUUCACACACUAGGUACCAGUUAGUGCUGUCAAUCAAUCUAUCCCCAGGUGCAUGUCUUUGGAGGUGGGAGGAGCCUAUCCCCAGGUGCAUGUGUUUGGAGGUGGGAGGAAGCCGGAGUUGAACCCACGCAGUCGCGGAGAGAACAUGCAAACUCCACACAGAAAGAUCCCGAGGCCGGGAUUGAACCCAAUACUACUCAGGACCUUCGUGUUGUGAGGCAGACACACUAACCCCUGCGCCACCGCGCUGCCUAUUGUCACAUUGUGAGUUGAUAAAAACACUAAGUGAUCCAUCUUGGACUACAGCGCAUGUGCAGACGCGCUCAUGUCCCAGGAAGGCGGGGGUGCGCCUCCCCCUCGCCGCUGCCGCCAAUGGUACACUCCGUGGCGGAUGAGUGCAGCUGAGUGGCGGGCUGCCGGCGGACAGUCUUCUCCGCUCCUCCGCAGCAUCUCCGCACGCCGGCGGAACCUUUGCUCGCCAUGAGAUCCACUUUGGCCGGACUCGUCAAGAUGAGCACCAUUUGUCGGAUGCUACUGGCCACGUGUUUGGGAUCCUUUCUUCUCGUCGUCUUUUAUUUCCAAAGUAUGUUCCAACCAGCCUCAGUCCUGCGCAGGAACCCCUUUGAGGUGGAGGAGUGCUGUGGGAAAGAAGUGCGCAACACCCUGCAGGAGCUCUACGCCCCCUCUCAGCCCGAGCAAUCGGGAACGGCCGUCCUCCACCAGAUCAGACGGGACCGAGUAGCGGACACGUGCCGGGCCUUUAGCGCAUCGAGCCGUAAGCGCAGGGUCCUUACGGCGGGAGACCUCAGACAUCUGGUGGUGGAUGAAGACCAUGAGCUCAUCUACUGCUACGUGCCCAAAGUGGCCUGCACCAACUGGAAACGGGUCAUGAUGGUGCUCACUGGCCGGGGAAAGUACAGCGACCCAAUGAAGAUCCCGUCCAGUGAAGCCCAUAUCCCGUCCAACCUCAAGACUCUGAACCAGUACAGCAUCGCCGAAAUCAACCACCGCCUGAAGAACUACCUGAAGUUCAUGUUCGUCCGGGAGCCCUUCGAGAGGCUGGUGUCGGCGUACCGCAACAAGUUCACCCUCAAGUACAACACGUCCUUUCACAAGCGCUUCGGCACCCGCAUCGUGCGGCGCUACCGCAAGAACGCCACGCAGGACGCCCUGCUCGGCGGCUCCGACGUCACAUUCAAGGAGUUUGCCGAGUACCUGACGGACCCGGUUACUCUGCGCGACGGCCCGCUCAACGAGCACUGGCAGACCGUCUACCAGUUGUGCCACCCGUGUCACAUCCACUACGACCUGGUGGGCAAGUACGAGACUCUGGAGGAGGACGCCAACUACGUCCUGCGGCUGGCGGGCGUCGGCGACUCCUUGCGCUUCCCCAGCUACGCCAAGUCCACCCGCACCACCGACGCCAUGACGGCGCAGUUUUUCAGCAACAUCAGCACUCGGCAGCAGGUUGAACUCCACGAGCUUUACAAGCUGGACUUCCUCAUGUUCAACUACUCCAAUCCUGGCUACCUCCGGCUCGACUGAUCCAAGGCCCCAGCUGGGACUCUUACAGGUUGGAGCCGCGGUCCGACUUUGGCGUCCAAUCACAUGCUGGGAGAAUGUGCGCUGCUUAGUAGGGGAAUGUUGAAGCCGGUCUUCUCCCUGGUCCCUUCCGACUCAUUAGGAUGCUUGGCCUUGUGGAUCAGUCGAGGAACAUGCUAGAAACAUCUCAUCCAGCCGCCUGCGGCUUGGUGUCCCGGUGACGCCUUAACGUGGCGGCAUUUUCAAGACACUGGAGCUCCUGGACUACGGACCACAUCCAACGAGAACCUUCUUUGUGCUUUUUCUAAUUUGUUGUCUUCUGAACUUGCUGCCAGACAGCAGGGAUUAUUUAAACUGCUUGGUGUUUACUUAAGUCGUUGACUUUAUCCUGGCAGGAAAAUCCUGUAAAGUUUGUACAAUUUGUCCUAACCAUUCCCACCAGCACGUCCCGAACAGAAAGUGCUCAAAUGUCUCGAAUGGAAUACUUCCCCUGGAACCGAGUACACUAGACCCAAGUGUACUCGGUUCCUGGGUGCAUCUUCUUCCUCUCGUUUGGAUCAACUCACAUCGUUAGCUAUGGCUUGCUACUCAGGCUUAGCCCCGCCCCCUUUUUGAUACAUAGCCAAGACGGUGGCCAUUUGGGAUUUUUCCUAUUCAAUAAAGAACUGUCCGGAGAACGCUAAA
Messenger RNA from Nerophis lumbriciformis (worm pipefish), 2443 nucleotides. It is a transcript of the gene chst11, whose product is annotated as carbohydrate (chondroitin 4) sulfotransferase 11. Gene Ontology annotation, molecular function: sulfotransferase activity. Lineage: Eukaryota; Metazoa; Chordata; Actinopteri; Syngnathiformes; Syngnathidae. The record is from RefSeq and is a predicted model, not a curated record. Gene Ontology annotation, biological process: proteoglycan biosynthetic process; carbohydrate biosynthetic process. Gene Ontology annotation, cellular component: membrane.